CCUACGUUGCUAAGAAGCACCCAACAUGGGAUUUAUGUGAUGUCAACAGUGUGAAUCCUACAUAAAUGUUAGUCUUGGAAAUAUCACAUUACAUUACGUGAUUGUUUAUUGCAGUGUUGAUUAUCGUUAUUACCUACAUGAUACACAAGGAGAAUUUUGACCAAUAGCAGCUAUCUGUCUAGAUCGAAUUCUGGGUUAUGGUAUGGCGCUGAUCUAAGUGUCAUAUCUUGCAACGAACCGUCUAUAACUUAUGAAGUUAUAUCCCACUCAAAAAAUCGUAUCAAACGUGAUUGAUGAUAGACGGCGAAAAGAGAAAGAGUGAAUAAUUGGAUAACGCGUUAAGGAUAACGGAGGGGUUUGGAAUCGGCGAGAAUAGAAGUGGGUUUGGCAAGUGGGGUGACCAAUCGACCAACGUUCGUCUUCUCUAUUCUAUUUUAUUCAGUCAGACUUGGAUCCAAGACAGAGUUACGUGUGAUAACGUAUCAUGCUCGGUUUAGAUAAACUGCGUCGUCCUUGCUAGCUUUCAUAAGCGCGAUUGUCACGAAAAGGAGAGAAGCACGCGAGACGAAGAUUAUGAACGCGUCGAUGUCGUGCAACGACCUGAACCUGAACCGUUUUCAACGACUUUCGAACUUGUUAUAUCUCUCACGUAUCACUAUCAAGAACGCGAGAAUGACUUAGACCAACUUGUCAAUACGUGGACAAUAAGAAACUGUCCCAAUACGCGAUGCAAAAUUCACGCUGGUUAUACUGGUUGUUCUGGGUGGGUCUACUAUCAAUGACUAUAGCCUACCCUCUACCUUCGCCACUUGUCACAGAUUCAUCAGAUACUCAUACUUUUUGGCAAUGGGAACAUUACUGGAUGCGAUAUGCGAUUGCUCUUUCAAGUGUUACAGCAACGGCAUUGACUCUGGCUGGAUGUCUCUGUUGUCAAAGACACAGAAGACCCAAGGGAUUCCAGGACAAAGCAGAAAAAUGCAAUCAGGAGUUCAGGGAUGGAAGCAGUACAGGGCAAGAUAGCACGUUUGAUCGUUCUGUCGAAGGAUUGGAAUUGGAUGUCUCCAGAACAUUAGCUGCUUCUGAGAGGGUUCAAUUUGAACCUCUACCUGUGGACAGUAUUGUAUCUGGCACGAGAUCUACUACUACUUCGAAACCCAAAUCAAUACCUUUGUUGCAUAAUGAAGAACAAGAUACGGAGCGUUCUAUUCUGCAGGAGCCAUGCAGUGAAUGGUUUCAGUCCAAUGAACUUAAUGUUCCAAGAGAGAAGCUGAAGUACCUGCGAGAAAUAGGCCACGGAUGGUUCGGUAAGGUAGUUGAAGGUCGAGCGGAUUUAGAACAGUCCACGGGUGUAUCAAAAUCGGGUGGUGUAGUCGUGAGAAUACUCACGGAGGAAGCUACUACUAAAGAAAAAGCUUGGUUUCUCGGCGAAGCCACACCGUACUUGAAGCUGCGCCAUCAAAAUGUAUUGGCUCUUCUCGGUUUCUGCUUGGAAACUGAUCCGUAUCUUCUGUUGUUUGAAUCAUGUCCGGCUGGCGAUCUAAAAGGUUUCUUGUUGUCGAACCGUGAUACCAAAUCGAGAGAAGCUCUCACCAAGGAAAAUAUUCCCAUACGCAUCGCGAUAGAAAUUGCAGCCGGUUUGAAACAUAUGCAUAACCAUGGUUUCGCGCAUACAGAUCUUUCUGCGAGGAAUUGUUUAGUCGCUCCAGAUUUGUCAGCCAAAUUAGGAGAUUAUGGCACCGGUGUAGAGAAGUAUCCCAAUGACUAUUACAUAGUAGGAGAUCGGGCGUUGCCUAUCAGGUGGUCUGCGCCGGAAAGCUUGAAUUGUACGGACACUACAAUCGAGACACAGGAGAUUACGUUGCAGGCCAAUAUGUGGAGUUACGCGGUGCUUCUCUGGGAGAUCAUCAGCUGGGGAGAGAGACCUUAUAACGAUAUGAACGACGAACAAGUAAUACAAAUGAUCCUGUCACUGAAAAACGAAUUUCCGCCAAACGGCACACGACUGUUGCAGAGUUAUCUCGUUAACUGUUCGUCGAAUAUAUAUCAGGCGACUCGCUCGUGCCUAAACGUCAAGGCGAAGGACAGACCCUCAUUAGAUGAAGUAAAGCGGAUCCUUUUGAAUGAACAUUCACCGCACGCGGAUUUCGAGCAACGUUGGGAGAGUCUGCGUGCGAAUGUAUGCAAUAAACAGCACGUACGUAGUGCUAGUCUACAGGAUUUGCGCGGUAGCAUCGAUUCCGAUUACUGGACUCACAUCGUGAACGAUACGCCGAUAGACACAUUGCCGUCCUCGUUUCGUCUCGGACCUGACGAACAAGUGAAAAAUAUGCCUGUAAUGAAAAACGUUGCAAUGUUUCAGGAAUCCGGUUCAGAAACCGAGGAGGAGAGCUGGAAGGGUCGAAUCGAACAGGGCAUUUAUACAGAAAAAGUGAAACAGAAGUCUAAGUCCGUGACGGACCUCAUGGUACUCGUGCAUAUCGAUCCCGAUUCCGAUGCGGAAUGGUCGAUAGGUGCGCAAGUGCCUGAUAAGACUGCCAAGAAAAAACUGCCCACCACCGGUAGCGACAGUGACCUUAGACACACCGUGUUGCCGGCAAAUGAGUUCGACAAAACGUUAAAAAGGCUGCGAGAUUCUCUGCCAAAUAACGCCACUAACAUCAGAUCGCUGGAAAAUCUGGAACGACCAAAACUCUUAACGCUAACUAUGGACCAGGGACACACGCCGAUCUUACGAUUGUCUCUGGACAAUACUGGUAAAAUCUCAGAAAAUGACAAUAGCAUGUCGCCGAGUGCUUCCACAAGCGCAGAUGGUACACGCGCCAAGAAGCAUGUGCUAAGACUCUUAUCAAAAGGGAAUCCAGAUCUCCCUCUCUUGCGUUAUGUACCUGAUCAAAUAUCUGCUGUUGAAACUUCAGAGAACAGAGAGGAUCGAGAUGUACUUUUCGUCGAGAAAAGCGGCGACGCGAACUUAUCCGAUCGCGUUUCUUUGAAUAAUAAUAUUGAAGUCGACGAACACAACGCGGUGGACGUUUUACUUUGGAAUCAUGCGCUAGAUUCCGCCUUGGAACAGAAGAUACCAGACUUCUCCGACGUAGAAGCGGAAUUCACUGAAUACAUGGACGUAUCGAUAGAACCAAGUAACGCUGGCGCGCCGGAACUCACUGUAACCACCGUGUCUACGCCGGAUGCCCUUCAUUUUUGUGAUGCCUAUUCGCCUAUUUAUACAUCUGAUGAUCAUUUUUCUACAGUAGAUAACACGGAAAUUAAACGGAAAGCUAACUUGCCAAACGAUGACGAGGAGGAAAGAAAACAGCUAUCUACGCCAGACGAUGAGCAAAGUUCUGACUCGGGUUUUCGCGACAAGGAAUCUUGUGAGGAGGAGGAAGCAGUUUGCUCGACGUCUGGCAAUCUCUUGCCUUCAAGCAACACUGUUGCGACCUCUAAUUUGUCAUAUUCCGAAGAAGAGCCCUUUCAGAUUCUGUUCGAAUUAGAUACCAUUCUAGAUGCCGAAUAUUACACGACUGCGUCUACCGCUAGUCCCGAAAGUAUAACAGAAGUUGUCGGUUCCGCAUUUAACGUCGAGAAAAAUACAUCGCCUAUGAAGCAAACAAUAAACAUGAUUCCUGAAUUGCAUCAUAUUUCUACGAAUAUAGAUGAACCAGAACAUCAAAGGGUGGAUAUUCUCAACUCCGAUGUUAUGCAAACGACUAACAUGAAAGAAGACUUGGAUUGUACAAAAGUAAAAUUUGAAAGCGCAGUAGAAAAUAUUGAUGUCGAGGUAGAAAAGAGAGAUGUAACUCCUGAAAAAAUGCAAGAGUUCAAUAUUCAAGAUAACCUGCAGCAAACGUGCGGAUUGGAAACGAAGGUUAUUAAUAAUCAACGAGAUCCGGAACAAUAUUUACAAGAUUAUGAAAACGAGGAUGAGGACAGUUCGACGGUGAGUUUACGCAGCGACAACUCUUAUGUGUCGUUUGGUAUAGAAGAGGAAUUCGUAACAGCAAUUCGUAAUGAACUUCGAGAGAAAUUGCCUCAAGCUCAGAUGCAGAUCGUGGAAUCCUUGGAAAGUCACGACGACGAAAAUCCUUCGAUUUCUAAUGAUGCAUAUGGUAAACGGUGGGAUGACGAAGAUGGCGAGGAUGGAUCUGAUCAAAUUAGUGACGGUGUAGAUAUUUCAAUCAGGUAUAAUGUGUACGGAACACCGCUUAGUCCCAUCCUGGAAGAAAGAGAGAGUAAUGUCACUUCUGAGUCGUUGAUGUCUAAUUCCAGAGAAGUGUCUGUCGCUUCGAAAGAAUUAAUGCCGUCGGAUGACAUAUUGUUAGUCGAUACUUGUACGAAUGAAAUGAUAUUAUUAGAGGGAUUAGGCGAACGGUUGCAGGAUGAGGAUCAUGACACAACAAACGGCGAUCUAUCCGAGGAAGAAAAUUUAGAUUAUAUUUGUUCAAUGACACGUCCAUUGGAAGAUAAAUCGCGUAUCAUGAAGAUAAGUGGAGGUGCACCGUUACCGAGUCCCGAAGAGGAAUCUAAAUGGCAACAAUUACCUUCAUCCUUCCCACUACCUUUACCUUUACCGUUACAAGAUGAUCUAAUGUCAACAAGUUUCGUCACCGAACGCGAAUGUUGUAGCCAGGAUGAAGAUGAGGAAGAAGAGGAAGAAGAUGAAGAAGAAGAGGAAGAGGAGGAGGACGAGGACAACAGUUCUAGUUCUGGUGAAUUCGUAUGGAAGAGAUACAACGAGCCACAUAUCGAACAAAUACGAAUUAAAAGUACCGGUAACAACGACGAAGCGAAUACUGCGAUAAAUGUCGAAUUGGAAGAGGAUUUGGGUGUCGAAGAUGAAGAGGAGGAAGAAGAGUUUACUCCCUCUGCUUGGAAUGCCGCUCUGGCGCCUCAUCGGUCAGCACUGAGAUCUCCAGAUAAAACAUUAAAAUCUGGAGAUGAGUUGGAUCAGAAGAAGAGUGUAUGGUUUAAGAAUCAACGCUAUCAUUGCGUGUACGAAUAUCCGAAGGAAACGAUGUCUGCGGACAGUCGAACAGAUACUACUACUAAUUUGGAAGCAACUUCAUAUUCCGAUUGGGAAGAAAUGAUGGAUGAACCACGAUUAGAUCUAUAUUCUUUAGGUUAUGACGAUGUGAAUCAUACUGGACACGAGUUUUUUGUGACCAGUUCGAGUCGACCUUUUCAGUUUCAAACUGGUGAAAGUAAGUAUGUCAGCCAGUUCUUUCCUGGUGCGAACGCAACUUUAUUCUCCAAUGACCGAGAUGAAACAGAUAGUUAUCGACAAAAGUCACCACAACAUAAUCACAUUGAUUUCGCCAACGAAUACGAGCAGUACCAGCAGCAGCAGUAUCAAUUAGGAGAGUUACGACACACACGAGAUCGUUUGAAGCUAAAUCUAUUAUCAUCGAACGGUACGCCGUCCACCUCGUUCGUUCCUGUAAAGCAACUGCAUGCGAGUGAUGAGCAAGUAAACGCUGAAGAAAAUCACGAGUCGACGAAUCUUAUCGAAAACAUCGCGCAGGACCAAUGUAUUGUAUCGAAUCAGGUGAAUGAUAACGCGUUACCAAAGGUGCCUCACGAAGAUGUACAACUUGGUCUAUCUUCAAGAAGUUUUCAGUAUAAUAGCGAGGAAACGUUUGAACCCACCAACAAGUGCAGUGUUUUAACUCCUGACUAAAAUGACACUAGAGUUUGUAGUGUGUGUGCGAAGUUUUGUGUAUAUGAUUGCGCGUACGCGUGUGUAUGUAUGUAGUGAGAGAGAAAAAGAGGGAAGAAGAAAAGGAGAGAAGGAGAGAGAGACCAUUUCAAGUCCGUCCGUAAUAAUCUCAUCAAAAUAUCUCAUGAAAAUACGUGAUGAUUUUUUCCCUCAGAUAUUAUAUGGUUUGACGGUUGUCGCUGAUGAGAUUAAUACUACUAUGACAUGUAUCUCAAACAAAUGUAAAUAAUAACGAUAUAGCGGAUUAUCGCUCAAGGCUGUAAUUCGAUUGGUUGUCUAAUGAGUUUCAUCUUUUGUUAGCAAAGUUGUUAGAAUUGUCCCAUAGUAAAUACGAAAAUUUGUCAAUAUAAGAAAUUACAGCUUUAUACUAAUGAAACUAAUUGUUUAUAUAAUUAUACGGGGUAUCUCAUAACUCAGUAUGUGGAAUUCUUGGAGAUAUAGACCGAAUUAAGACAAACAUAAAAGAGUUAUUAAUUAUAGAAAUGUAACGAGUGAGCUCGCAGCGAAAUGAAUUAUGAGAAGCGUCGCAGCUGCUCGAGCCACCCAGUGCGAUCCAGUUGAUCCAAGAAUGUUGAUGGUGUGCGGCGAGAUAAAAUUGCGAGUGGCGGCGCGUUUUUCCCUUCGCCGUGCACUGGCAACAGUUGCUAGAUCGACUGAUCCGCGCUCUUGCCCGAGCUAGCUGCAACGCUUCUCCAGUUAUCCAUCUCGACUUACUUAUUAGAUUUCUGUUAUUAAUAACUCGAUAAUUAUUGCAAAUAUCACAAAAUAAUAUGAGACAUUUAUGUUUGUCUUAAUCUAUUCUGUUUUCACGAAUUUCUCGUAUUGAAUUAUGAGACAUCCUGUAUAUACGUGUAUGCGUGUGUGUGCGUGUGAUUAUUUAUAAUUGUAUGUAUGUGUGUGCGCACGUAUAGUAUGUCACAAAAUGCGCGCAUACACACACACACACAUAUAAGUCGAGCUUUAUUAAAUUACAUGCGCAUGUGCGUGUAAUUACAUAUGUAUAAAUAUAUGAUUUAAUAAAGUUGACUACUUGCAUGAUGAAUUAGUAGUACUAUAAGAACGAAUAAAAAGCGAUCGAAAGAUUGUGCUAACUGUAGAUAAGAAUAUUAAUUCUAGACAAUCGAUUUGUAGAAGGUGCAUCGAAACUAUUACGAACAAUUUUUAGCGCAUGUGUAAAUAAUAUAUACACAUACAUACACACCGUUCGUAGCAUAAUCAUUAAAGGAGCAGUAGUGCCUGCGUAGAAAUGUAUGAUUAUUUUUGUGACUCCUAUAUAAGAAACAUUUCACUCAGAGUAUGAGCGUCCUUCUCUCGCAUUAUUUUUCUUUGUACCGACAUUUAUUAUCACGCAUCUCUCAAUAUUCAUUAUACGCAAAUCUGCUCUCUAUUAUCAAAGUAUUGUAUAAUAUUGCGAAGUAUAUACGAGAUAUAUACACGUUUUUAUGCAAAGUAUAUACGAGAUAUAUACACGCUUUUAUGCAUUCUUGUGGCGAAAUGACUUGCACGACUAAUUUUCUAUAUGAUGUAUACAUGAUGUUUCGUGAUAUAGAUUUUUACUUUUACUAGAAGAUCUGUGAUGAGAGAUUACAAUGUGUAUUCGUAUAUUCAAUCCGUUUUAUAUCCGUUUUAUAUGACAGUCACUGUGGUAAAUUUCGGAUCUGAUGAAUCAAAAGUUUGUGUGCAUGCAUAUAUCGAAGCAAGAAUUCAUAAAGGUGAUUUAUUUCUCCAAUACAUCAUGCAUGAGAUCAUAUUGCAUAUAAACAUUUUUUUUUUACUCUAUGUUACAUAUAAGUAUCAGAUAUUAUUUUAUUUUUACGUUAAUGAAUAACUCCGUGUGGGUCUACAGUAUAUCCCUUUAUACCAUAUUUGAGAGAAAUGUGCAAUAUAUAAACGUAACGAUCAAUAACUCUGAUAUACAUACAUCGUAAAAGAAGAUAUUUCUAUGGAUCUAAAGUACUCGCAAACUUACGCGGACACAAGAUUACCAUUUUUACAAACAAUUUUUAUAAGUAUGUUUGUUUGCAAUAAUGUACUUCGUUUUUUGUAUAUUUAUUUACAUCGAAUAUAUGAAAAAAUUAACAAAACUCGGAACGAAUUAAUAGAAUCAGUAUCGAAGUGAAAACUGCUAUUACUACUAUACCACCAUUACUUUAAUGUCAUAUGUAUAAUUCUUUGUGCCACUAUUGCUUCAUGAAAUGGCUCGAAGAGAUAUAUAAAAAAAUCACCGCUACUAUAGCACCGUGAGCACUAUUAUGGUUCUCACAAUUACUAUUGAUACUGCUUUGUGCUCACUAUGAUAUAAGACAAAAUAGAGAACAUUAAUAUAUUGUUAUACAGAAAUAACCGUUUAUUCAAACCGUGUUCUUAGAUUCCUUCAUUUUACAAUAUUCAUUCUAUCUUAUUGUAUCUCAUUCUAUAAUAUUGUAUUACUAAUAAUUUUAACAUAUACAUCUUAUUUAACAUCUUUCCUAUUCAAUUAUUUUAUUCUGAUAUGUACAAGAACCAAUGUUAAAUAUUUAUGUUACUUAUUAAUAUUUAAAGAUAUUUAAUGUUAAAAACUUAUUUAAUUAUCUAUUUGACAGUAUUACAAAAACUAAAAACUUGAUUUGUUAACUCAUACUAUUUAAAAAUAAAACAUUUGUCAGACCUGCCGUCGAAUGAUAUUGUGACUUCUUCAUUAAAGGAGAUGACCAGUUGUCGCUAAAA
Molecule: messenger RNA, 8419 nt
Organism: Harpegnathos saltator (Jerdon's jumping ant)
Lineage: Eukaryota; Metazoa; Arthropoda; Insecta; Hymenoptera; Formicidae
Exons: 10
Coding region: 728-5674 (1648 amino acids)
Biological process (GO): protein phosphorylation
Molecular function (GO): ATP binding; protein kinase activity
Source: RefSeq, a predicted model, not a curated record